AUGAUUCAAUACGAUUUAGCACAUACUAGCACCAACAAUUUUAGAGAUAAAAAUUAUGAUUUAUACCGAAUCAGACAGACGCCCCGUAAAUUGAUGACGAACAGCACAAUUUCACUAAGGAGCGAAACUUCACCCAAUUUGAAUACUGACGGGUUGUCAAAUACAUCUAACGAGGAUAGCAAUAUUGUCAUUGCGAUGACUAACGAUAAUAUAGAGAAGAACGAGAGCAAGGGUGCAAUGAAUGGGGAUGCCAAGCGCAAUACUAGCCUUGAGGUGUCAAACAAAAACCAAAAUUGUGGUCUCAACCAACGCGAUUCAUCGACUCCUACGUCGUACAAAGCUUCACAUUCUGAAGUAUCUGAUUCUACCAAUGAUACAUCGCCGUCAUCAUUGGAGGAAAGUAGGACACCAAAACCAGCACGCAAGACUACGACGGACAUUAACAAUAAAAUGCCAACGGAAUUAGUCGAUGGUCCUAAUGAGCCGAUUACUAUUGUGCAUUUGCAUCCAGUUGAUGUCGAUCCUCUAGAAGUGAUAGACCCUGCAAUUUCCGAAAACAACGUUGUGAAGGGAAAUAAGACUAGUAGAAAUCCAGAAAAAUUAUUACAUAGCACAGUGAGAGAUGAGUCCUUGUCGUAUAAUAAUGGCAGAAGACAUACAACGCCCCAUUCCGCGGCUCUGAGAGAUUCCGCUGAUUUAACUUUCAGGCGUUCUUUAGAUAAGCCAUCAUCGCGUCCUAUAGCCCGCAGUACAUUCCCAUCUUAUAAUAGAAGGAAAGCUACAAGCACUGAUACAGUCGGAAAUACAUAUGCUCAUGAUUCAACUAGUUCAGAGAUCAAUAGGAUGAAAAAUUCGCUACUAGUACAAAGAAACAUGAAAAAGAAAAGAAACAUACUUGAAGAUGAAAAAGUUCUUGUUGGAAAUAAAAUUAGUGAGGGCCAUGAGAAUUUCGUUAUGGCAUACAAUAUGUUGACCGGGAUUAGAGUUGCAGUAUCUCGUUGCUCAGGUAUCAUGAAAAAUGUAGAUGAUCAAGACUUUCGAACAACAAAGAAGUUAUCAUUCAACAUGGACGGAAGUGAGUUAACUCCAUCAUCAAAAUAUGAUUUUAAAUUUAAAGAUUAUUGUCCUGAAGUAUUUAGGAGUUUGAGAUCUAUUUUCGGAAUAGAUCCGGCAGAUUAUCUUAUCUCAGUAACCGGGAAAUAUAUCUUAUCUGAGUUAGGUUCACCUGGUAAAAGUGGCUCUUUUUUUUAUUAUUCGAGAGAUUAUAGAUUUAUUAUUAAAACAAUUCAUCAUGGGGAACAUAAACAAUUAAGAAGAAUAUUGAAGGAUUAUUAUAAGCACGUAAAAGAAAAUCCAAAUACUUUGAUAUCACAAUUUUAUGGCUUACAUAGAGUUAAGAUGCCAUUUAAUAAAAGUGGUAUAAAAAAGGUACAUUUCAUAGUGAUGAAUAACUUGUUUCCUUCCCAGAGAGAUAUUCAUGUAAAGUAUGAUUUAAAGGGAUCAACAUGGGGUAGAAAAUACGAAGUACCAGAAAAACUGCAAAGCUUAGCGAACUUUACUUUGAAAGAUCUCAACUGGCUUGAACGAAACGAUAAAAUAAAAUUUGGUCCAGAAAAGAGAAAACUAUUUUUUGAACAACUAGAAAAAGACGUAAAAUUGUUACAAAAGAUUAAUGUAAUGGAUUAUUCACUCUUAUUAGGAAUUCAUGAUGUCAAGAUGGGAAAUAACACCGACACUAUUCAAAGAUUGUCUAUCUUCGAUCCAAAAUCGACAGAUAAAUAUGAUUUGAUUAAUACAAAUCCCAGAGAUAUUGAUAUUGCAAAUGAUCUUCCGAAUAAUUUAUAUCCAGGCAGGUUGAAAUAUAUAUUCUAUGGACAUGAUGGUGGUAUUAGGGCCACGAAUGAAUUGAAUGAGCCUUUAGGUGAGAUAUAUUAUUUAGGUAUUAUUGAUUGCUUGACUAACUAUUCCAUUAAAAAGAGAUUAGAAACUAUGUGGAGAUCGAUAGGUCAUUCAAGAAGUACUAUAUCGGCGGUACCAGCCAAAGAAUAUGGUGAUAGAUUUUUGAAAUUUAUUAAAGAUGGUACUACCAAUAUUAAAACAAAAAUAAAAUGA
Messenger RNA from Debaryomyces tyrocola, 2112 nucleotides. Lineage: Eukaryota; Fungi; Ascomycota; Pichiomycetes; Serinales; Debaryomycetaceae. The record is from the annotation of a GenBank genome assembly.